This is a messenger RNA of Monoraphidium neglectum, 396 nucleotides long. RefSeq lists its product as hypothetical. The record is from RefSeq and is a predicted model, not a curated record. Lineage: Eukaryota; Viridiplantae; Chlorophyta; Chlorophyceae; Sphaeropleales; Selenastraceae. Bases 1 to 396 code for a protein of 131 amino acids. The transcript has a single exon.
AUGCGCGCUCGGAUGCAGCGCCAGGCAGAUCGGCCAGCUGACGCUGUGGUCAUCACUUCCCUGCCCUUCUCACAGGCUGUGGCACAGACGCAUGUCCAGAGCCGCCGUACAGCCUACGUGGCCGCCAGCGCUGCGGCAACCGUCGCACCCGCGCCCAACACCCAGCAGCCCGCCGUGACCCUUGUCGCAGACAACGUCGCCAGCGUGGCUGCCACAUCCCUGAUAGCGAUCCGCCUCGAAGCACGGCGCGACUCGACCAACUCGAGGACGUGCGAGGCGCUGGCACGCGCGGCGGCCGACGCGGACUGGGGGCGCCGCCUGGACGCCGCCUGCAAGCCUCAGGCUGUGGCGCAGCUGCUGGACUUGCUGGCGGAAAUUGAGGCGCUGCUGCUAUGA